AUGGGCAGGGCUGAGGCCGGAGGAAGGAAGAUGAGUGACCCGGUGCCCCCGGAGCCCGCGGGGAGCCCCGAGAGCCUGCAGGAACUGGGAUGGUAUCAUGGCAACCUGAGCCGCCACGCGGCCGAAGCCCUGCUCCUCUCCAACGGGCAGGACGGAAGCUACCUCCUCCGAAACAGCAAUGACCGGACCGACGUCUACUCGCUGUCAGUGAGGGCCAAGGAGUCGGUCAAACACUUCCACGUGGAGAACGUCGGGUCGUCCUAUAAGUUUGGCUUUAACGAGUUCGCCAGCUUGAAGGACUUUGUCAAGCAUUUCGCCAACCAGCCCCUAAUUGGGAGUGAGACGGGCACCCUGAUGAUCCUGAAGCAUCCUUAUCCGUGCAAGGUGGAGGAACCGUCCAUCUACGAGUCCGUCCGCGUCCACACGGCCAUGCAGACCGGGAGAACCGAGCGCGACCUGCUUCCGAGCGCCCCUUCGCUGGGGACCAAAGAGGGGUAUCUGACGAAGCAGGGUGGGCUCGUGAAGAGCUGGAAAACUCGGUGGUUCACGCUCAAUCGGAACGAACUCAAGUACUUCAAAGACCAGAUGACCCCGGAGCCCAUCCGCACCCUGGAUCUCACCGAGUGCUCCGCCGUGCAGUUCGAUUACACGCAGGAGAGGGUCAACUGCUUCUGCCUCGUGUUUCCAUUCAGGACAUUUUAUCUCUGUGCGAAGACUGGAGUAGAAGCGGAUGAGUGGAUUAAGAUAUUGCGGUGGAAACUGUCGCAGAUCAAGAAGCAGCUGGAGCAGAGAGAAGCCCCCUUGACCUCCGAGCCACCCCAACACAGGCCGUCCUUCCGGAGCUGAAUCUGCACCCAGGGCCCACCCGCCACGCCGCCCACGGCCCCUUUUCCCGCCGCCGCAUCCCCUUCCCAACGGCGGUCCCAUCCCCGACGGCCCCUGCCCCACCACCGACUCCGACUCCAGCCCGUACCCGUUCGACGUCGGGUGGCUUUGAGACGAUCCAUUCGGACACGCGACUCACGAUUUAAGGAGGAGGGAGACGGGGUGGUCCGGCCCCAUCCUACAGAGCGGGCAACUGAGGCCGCGAAGUGGCCCAGUUCAAGCCCAGCGCCUGGGAAGAGGUGGAAUAGAGCUCGGAGCGGAGGGACAACUUGGUCCACUUACAACGGGCAGGGAUGGGAAUGAGUGAAUGAUCCAAGGAUGCUGAAUUCCCGCUGAGAUCAACCCCCCCCCGGCCAGGUGCGGUCUGAAGGUCAAGGAGA
Molecule: messenger RNA, 1265 nt
Organism: Tachyglossus aculeatus (Australian echidna)
Lineage: Eukaryota; Metazoa; Chordata; Mammalia; Monotremata; Tachyglossidae
Gene: DAPP1
Product: dual adaptor of phosphotyrosine and 3-phosphoinositides 1
Exons: 9
Coding region: 1-846 (281 amino acids)
Source: RefSeq, a predicted model, not a curated record